UUCAUCAACAUAUACUUUGUAAUUGUCAUAUUGAAAGAUACGGAAUGACAAAUGAUAAUAAUCCUUCAAAUUGUGUAAACAAUUCACCAAUAUCUAUUAAACCAUCAAUGGAUAGAUUGCCAAAAUGUUCUAUAACAGAUUUUUAUUACUUGUUGCGUUUAUUUAUAUCUGAAUUAAUUGGUACUGGGACAUUAUGUUUUGUUGCUGUAUUAUAUAGUUUUCCACCAACUACCAAUCCAGUAUCUGAUUGUAUUAUUGUAUUUUUUACAUUUUCUUGGAUUGUAUGGAUAUUUGGACCGAUAAGUGGAGCACAAAUUAAUCCAAUAGUAACUAUUGCAUUCUUUAUUACAAGAAAAAUAACAAUAAUACAUACUAUCCUAUUUAUAAUAUCACAAUUAGUUGGUGCAAUUUUAGGCGCAUUUAUAGCUAGAAGUUUAUUGCCUAAUGAUUUAUCACAAUUAAAUAAAAUUGGUUUAGUUAUGAAAAAUCCAUUAAUAUCACAAGGUAACGCUGUUGGAUUUGAACUUUUUGGUGGAUUUGCAAUUGUAUUAGCUAUUCUAGCUACAACUGAUGAAUUUCGUCCAAAUAUAUGGACAGCUGGAUUAUUUACUAGUUUACCAUUUCAAAUGGGAGUUGUUCAUGCCUUAUUAGUUGGAAUAUUAGCUAGAUAUUCUGGAGCUGGUUUAAAUCCUGCACGGUGUUUGGGUACAGCUGUCGUUGCAAACGACUUCACUGACUUGUGGGUAUAUCUUGUUGGUCCAUUAUGUGGUUCCUUAAUUGCUGUCAUUCUUUAUGAAGUAGUCUUGUCACACGGUGUUUCUUUACAUCGACUAAAAGCUUGGUUGACCAAUCCAAAUUUCGACCGCAAUGUGGAUUAUAGUUCUAGAAAUGAAGUAUUUAGUGAUUAAGAAAGAAUGUAAAAUCAUAUUGUCCACUGAUCAACCAAAAAGAUAUUUGUACAUAAUAAUCGAAACGAUUGUCAUGUAAACACUCACAAACUAAACAAAGUAGUUAUAUUUUACCUUUACCGUUGUCACACAUGCACAGAUAUUAGUUGGUUUCAAAUAAAAGAGAUAAAUA
Molecule: messenger RNA, 1080 nt
Organism: Schistosoma mattheei
Lineage: Eukaryota; Metazoa; Platyhelminthes; Trematoda; Strigeidida; Schistosomatidae
Source: the annotation of a GenBank genome assembly